This is a messenger RNA of Strigops habroptila (Kakapo), 1046 nucleotides long. RefSeq names its product kinetochore localized astrin (SPAG5) binding protein (gene KNSTRN). The coding region runs from base 68 to 805 and encodes 245 amino acids. The record is from RefSeq and is a predicted model, not a curated record. NCBI's taxonomy places the organism in Eukaryota, Metazoa, Chordata, Aves, Psittaciformes, Psittacidae. The transcript has 8 exons. Gene Ontology annotation, biological process: mitotic sister chromatid segregation; spindle organization; regulation of attachment of spindle microtubules to kinetochore. Gene Ontology annotation, cellular component: microtubule plus-end; kinetochore; centriolar satellite.
CGCGGCACAGUGGCCGUUUACCGGCGGGCUGGAUUCAAACGGGAGCUGGCGGCGGAGCGCAGCCGCUAUGAGCGGGGAACCCUCCCGCAUCCCCGUGUACAGCGCGCUGCACCGCGCUGCCACGCACGCAGAAAUGCAAAUGGCUUUUUCUUCAAAGAAACAAUGUGUCAGCAGAAGAACAGACCUAGAGUUCAACAAAGAUCCCGAUUUUAACUUCAGCUCCAACAUUCCAGCAGAUGGUGUCUUCAAAGCGACAAGCCAAGGGUUGCCAAAAUCUGCCAAGAAAGGGGAGCCGCUUUUGAAGAAGCCAGUUACAAGAGGACCUCUCAACAGAUACAAACUAGAAGCUGAGUUGAAGACCAAGAAUCAGAUGUUGGAAACAGCCAAGCAACAGCUACACUCCAAAUUAACAGAAGCACAGUGUACCAUAAAGGGCUUAAAGGAGAAGAAUGAAGGCCUGGUACAAGAAGUUGAGAAGUUCAAGAAACUUCAGGAGACUUGCAUGGUGAUUUUAGAAAGCAGAAACAUUGAUCCUGUUACAGGCAGCACCAUUUUGGAGGAGGAAGAAAAGACACAGGAAUGCCAGAGGCAGACAGUGCUGCUAACAGGGAAGCUCAUAGAAGAAUUGAGGCUGUUUAAUCAAAUGGCUGCAAAAGAAAAUGAGAUACUUCAGACAGCAACGGUGAAGUGGAAAGCAGCAGAAAAGGAGAGCCGCUGCUCCCUGGAGCAGCAUUCCUUCUUCCAAGCAUCCAUGAAGGAGUGUUCAGCAGUACUUGACAAGCUGGAGCUGCUCCUGGCUAUGUGAGGAGUGAGAAUGGACUGUACUAUCUGGUUUUGCUGUUCUAUUCCUUAGUUCAGUGGGCUCUCCUUGUCAUACCUCACUCUCUGACAUGGUGGUGAGAACCAAUGCACCGUCCCUGCUCCGGUGGCCCCCACUGGGUGCUCUCCACUGCUCCCCUCGCCGGUGAACGGCUCCUCUGUCCUGGGCUCUCGGCGUGUUGUGUCUAUUCGUGGUUUUAAUCCAUUAAAUACUAGAAGCUUGUUGA